Messenger RNA from Clupea harengus (Atlantic herring), 2881 nucleotides. RefSeq names its product WD repeat domain phosphoinositide-interacting protein 1. Gene Ontology annotation, molecular function: protein binding. Lineage: Eukaryota; Metazoa; Chordata; Actinopteri; Clupeiformes; Clupeidae. The record is from RefSeq and is a predicted model, not a curated record.
UGGUCUUGAACACACCAUCUAUCCUACGUGACGUACCAGGCACUCAGCUGGCUGUGUUUUGUUGACACUCUGACUAUGUAAGUGUCAACAACAGGCAUUUUUGCGACAUUUCCCUGAAACGAGAGAAACAAACACCGCGAAGGAGAUUUCUGUUUGUGUUGAAACCAGUUUUAUGUCAAUCGAAAUAUUUAUACACACAGCUUUGUUGUUCAAGCAAACUCUGUAAUCGUGUCACACAACGGUGACCACGAGCAGCAGACAUUACGGGAUGAUCGAACCUGUCCCCGCUUGCCGUUCGGGGGACGAGGGUGGUAUAUCAGGAGUGGAGCAAGACUGUGAAGAGAUGUCCGAUGAACCCACGGGAGUACAGGGGCUUGUGUGCGCCUCCUUCAAUCAGGACUCCACGUCUUUAGCUGUUGGCACCAGAGAUGGCUAUCGACUCUUUUCUUUGGCGUCUGUGGACAAACUGAAUUGCAUUCAUGAAGGUGGUGAGAGUCCUGAUGUGUACAUCGUGGAGCGUCUCUUCUCCAGCAGUCUGGUGGUGGUGGUGAGUCGCUCCAUGCCGCGCCGCAUGAACAUCUACCACUUCAAGAAGGGCACGGAGAUCUGCAACUACAGCUACUCCACCGACAUCCUGGCGGUCAAGCUUAACCGGCAGAGACUGGUGGUUUGCCUAGAAGAGUCUAUCUAUAUUCACAACAUCAAGGACAUGAAACUGCUGAAAUCUCUGCUCAACACACCACUAAACCGCACCGGUCUAUGUGCACUGUCCGUAAACCAUUCCAAUUCUUACCUGGCCUACCCUGGGAGUACCAGUAUCGGGGAGAUCGCUGUCUAUGACACCAACAGCCUGAGCAACAUAAUUGAGAUCCCAGCUCACGACAGUCCUCUGGCAGCAAUGUCUUUUAACAUCCAGGGCACCAUGCUGGCCAGUGCUUCAGAAAAGGGCACAGUCAUCAGAGUGUUCAGCAUUCCUGAUGGCCUGAGGCUGUUUGAGUUUCGAAGAGGGAUGAAGAGGUAUGUCAGCAUCAGCUCCCUGUCCUUCAGUGUUGAUGGACAGUUCCUGUGCGCUUCCAGUAACACAGAGACGGUGCACAUCUUUAAAUUGGAACACCACAGCACCAGCGUGGAGGAGGACCCGGCUACCUGGUCUGCGUACGUGGGUAAGGUGUUCACCGCCGCCAGCACCUACCUGCCCGCCCAGGUAUCCGACAUGAUGCAUCAGGACCGGGCUUUCGCCACUGUCCGUCUCAACAUGUUUGGCCUGAGGAACAUCUGCACCCUGGCCAUCAUCCAGAAGCUUCCCCGCCUGCUGGUGGCUUCCUCAGAUGGCUACUUCUACAUUUACAACGUUGACCCUCAGGACGGCGGGGAGUGUGUGCUGGUAAACAAACACAGGCUCUUCAAUGGUGAGGAGGAGGAGGAGGAGCAGCCACCUCUGGAGGAGGACCCCAUGGGCGGGGGACAGACUUAUGCAUCCACCCUCGCCACGCCCGCCUGCGUGGAGCAUCCAGCCUCCGCCGGCCUCACAGGUUACUCAGAAGAUGGAGGAGCCAAAAAGGGUGAUAUCAUCCCUGAACAUGAGUUUGCUGCUGGAACCAUCCGAUUGGAUGACGAGCAGGAGUUCCCACCAGUCAGCUCCCAAAGCAACUAACUCACCCUUAGCCAAUCAACCAAUCACAUCCCAAUCUUGGGCCUAUCUGGCUUGUCAGUUAGAAUUUUUGAUGGUAUUGACAGACCACUACCAUUCUCAAAGACUAGCAAAUUGUUAGGCCUAUGUAGCUAAACACAUGCAGUAUUACGGAGUGGCCAUCACCAUUUGGUGGAUCACAGAAUGAACUGUCGCCCAUAGAUAUAGGCAAGAUGACUAGUAAAACUACAUCUAGCAUGGUGACAUUGACAAAGGAAUCCUUUGUAGUUUGAAAUUCAGUUUUGGUAUGCACUAUUUAAAAUUCAUUAUUUAUGACAAACCAUUAUAGGGAAACUAUUGGCCCUUGGAAAGGGAUCCUUAAUGUUGGUUUUCAUAAGCAGUGGUUAAGACAGGUUUGCAUGUCAGGGGUGCCUAAAGCCCUUUUGAUUCCUCGUUUUAGGGAGGGGGAGAGAAAGAGGAUCCAUGUUUUCUCACUAGUAUCCCAUAUUGAACACUGGUAAUAAGAUGUAUGGGGACAAUGUGAGUCAUCACUACUAAAAAUGAAUUGCUGCCAAAUAGUGAGACAUUUUUAAAGUGCUUACAUAUUUACAAAAGGGUAAAAAAAAAAAUCCCAAUCCUUGUGAUUUACUUUAGUUUGAGUCUGUAGGACCGCACACAGACUUUGAGAGUGACUUUCUUAUUUUACAUUAAGCAAAAAGUGUAUUUGUUUUUGUCUGCACCUGAUAAAAGAGACAGCUGAAACUUCAGGCAUUGUACACUGAAUGUAAAGUAACAAAAAUAAUUCUCAAGAUCUGGGGUAAGUCCUACUGAUUUCAAGUGCUUAGAUACUUACUUACGAAUCUCCUACAAACACAGAUUGGCAAACCUGUUAUUGUUUGAGAAUUUUGGCAAGCUUCUGCCACAAUGGAUCUAAUUAAAGAAGCAGUUCCUUGAUUUGUCUCUGUCAUGGGGAAUGGAGAAUAUUAAUGCUGGCUUGACUUUCGAUUUGAGAGUUUGUAUGUGUGUGGGUGUGAGUUGAUCUUGCAUGCUUCUUAGUCUCCCCUAGGAGACAGAUAUGUAUAAUUUUUUUGUUAUUUUUUUUAAAAAUGGAAAGUGAAUUGAAAUCUUGGAGAUCAACACUAUAUACACCAACAGGACCAGUGUAAGAGGAGGCAGUGUGGUGUCGACCUUAACUUCAUCUUGGAGAAUUUACAUGACAAGCUCAUAAACACAUUAUAGUGUUGUACCUGU